AUGAAGGAAUUCGAUGCUAGAUUCAAAGACUUUUCUGAAAUAGGAAAACUAUCACAAUUCUUAAAAACCCCUUACGAUGUUCUCCCAGACGGAGAAUGGACUGAUGUAGCUGAAAAAUUAUUUAAUCUUUCAAAGUCAAAACUCCAAAUGGAAAUAAUAGACCUACAGGAAGAUGUUUCCUUGAAGCAAUACAGAAGUGCGUCAACUGAAGAAUUCUGGGCUAAAGAUGCCAUUGACAAGUAUUCAAACUACUCUCACCUUGAGGACACAUUGCGUAUAAGCUGUUCUCCACGAGUUCCCGAUUUCAAAAAGCUGGCUAAGGAAAAGAAAUGCAAUUUUUCGCAUUAA
Messenger RNA from Macrosiphum euphorbiae (potato aphid), 348 nucleotides. The record is from the annotation of a GenBank genome assembly. NCBI's taxonomy places the organism in Eukaryota, Metazoa, Arthropoda, Insecta, Hemiptera, Aphididae.